Messenger RNA from Aspergillus neoniger CBS 115656, 780 nucleotides. Its product is annotated as mitochondrial 37S ribosomal protein uS19m. Gene Ontology annotation, molecular function: structural constituent of ribosome; RNA binding. The record is from RefSeq and is a predicted model, not a curated record. Gene Ontology annotation, cellular component: ribosome; cytosolic small ribosomal subunit. The transcript is spliced from 3 exons. Gene Ontology annotation, biological process: ribosomal small subunit assembly; translation. NCBI's taxonomy places the organism in Eukaryota, Fungi, Ascomycota, Eurotiomycetes, Eurotiales, Aspergillaceae. Bases 228 to 464 code for a protein of 78 amino acids.
CAAAAAACCAAAAUGUUUCCCACGCGAGCUCUCUUCUCUCGCUCGGUCUGGAAGGGCCCGAACAUCGUCCCGUACGUCGUCGCAUUUAUUUCCCUUCCCUUUCCCUACCUACAUUAUAACCUGUUAUCAACACCGCAACUCAAUGCCACAUUACCUUCGACUUUUAUUUAAUUAAACUCGCCGCUGAACACACAUACGAUGGAUAUAGAGAUGUAUGCUAAUAGAUAAUGUGGAUUAGUCUCCCUCUCCCCCGCAAACUCCCCGCUCCGCCAGGAACACCUCCGAUCAAGACGCAGAAGCGCGGCGCCACGAUCCUGCCUAACUUCGUGGGAUUGAAGUUCCAGGUGCACAAUGGGAAGAUUUAUCAGGAUGUUGUGAUUACGGAGGAGAUGGUUGGGAGGAAGUUGGGGGAGUUUGUUGCGACUCGGAAGAGAUUCACGUACAAGCAGUCGAAGAACAAAUGAUUGCUUUUCGGGUUGUGGAUGGUUGUCUCGCUAUGUGGCUAUCCUGCUGUGUGCUCUGCAUUGGAAUCUUACUGGGUCCUCUGUGAUAUGGGGAUAGGUAGAUUGUCAGCUCAAGGUACAUAGUAGGCAAGCAGACAAGGCAGACAGACAGACAGGUGGUGAUUUUCAUAUUUGCAUGGCUAGGUUCUUUUUCUUAUUAUCUCGGGCGUUAUAUCCAGUUCCUUACUGCUUAUUCUUCCACCAAUGUAUAUCUACGUGUUGCAUGUAAACUACUAGACACCCCUUAAAAUCAACAGGUCAAUGGACUUCUCAGCAC